UAAAAAUGGAGAAAAUAGCUGAGCCUCAAGAGGAAGAUGAUUGAAUGACUAUCCUGGAACUCUCAAGCAAGAUUUCAGCUAUAUCAGUUGAACUGAACAUGUUCAUGAACAAAUUAGCAAAAAUAAACCCUAAACCCAGAAUGAUCGGAGAAAUCGAAUAUUGGAAGACAAUUGCUCAAGAAAUCGAGCCAAUGAAGCUCAAGCUAAACACAGAUCCUGACAAGAAGCUCAUUAGCAUCGCUGAGGAGCUUUCUAACAAGAUCCAGAGAGCCGCUGAGAUCAUGAAGGAGAACCUCUCACCUGAAAUGAACCGAGUUGAGAUUACCAAAGAUGACCAAAGACUUGUGACUACAUUUACUCAAUUCACAAAGCAGCGAAAUCGACUAAUGAAAGGGUACAAGGAAGCGAAAUGGAAUGACAAGUACAUGAAAUUGAUCUCAAAACCUAUAUACACCAUUGAGGAGAAUGAGGACCUCUCCACAAUCCAGUGCUCCAUCAGCCCAUUGAUGAACUCGUUAAAGUCCAUCUACGAAAUCUCGAAUUUCUACAAAGAAGCCCGGAUAAUCUCCUUCCUAGACCACUUGUUCAAGGAACUUAUGGAGAAAAUAAGGGCUAAGCUGCCUCUAGAUGCCGUUACUCUCAAAAUGCUGAAGUACUCUGACAUAGAAGAGGAUAUAGAGGAAUCUCUAACCAUUCUGGAGAAGUACAAAUAAGGGCUUUUUCUUAGACACAAUGAUGGAAAAUAACCAAAGUUCAGUAGACACUUUCGACUUCCUCAACUUUAUCCGGCCUGAUACUCGUUAUGGCAAAAAGUGGUACGAUCAGCCCACACAAGAGUCAUCCUUUGGAGGAACCUCCAAGAGAGGCAAACUAGAGCCUAUCCUCGAAGUCUCGCCUAGCGCUAGCAAGAUGAUAAAUCCUCGAGAGAAGAUGAGGCAGGACCUUAAGGCCAACUCAGGAGGACUCAAGACAGAAAUGCCCAAGAGCUCUUCUAAGUGUCACUUCUGGUUUGACCGAGCCAAGACCAUCCUUGAUGAGGUUGAUCAAAGUAUCGAUACCAUCCAGAAAAUCAAAGAGGUUCUCAUCGCUCAAGAUUAUUAGUUUAAAGAGACUUUACCAUACAGGGAACAAGUAAGGCGAGCGAUUCUAGUGCAUG
Moneuplotes crassus is the source of this 1156-nucleotide messenger RNA. Lineage: Eukaryota; Ciliophora; Spirotrichea; Euplotida; Euplotidae. The record is from the annotation of a GenBank genome assembly.